GGCAGAGUCAACCAACAAAGAGUAUUUGGUUUUUGUUUAUGGAAACAGAUUCCCUUCACCUGGGUUACUAAUCUCUAGGGGUGCUCCUGAAUGAGAACCAUCUCUCAUGUACUCAUUCUUCUUCCUUUUCUGACCUCACAGUUGCACCUCAUCUGCUUUCUGAUAACGAAUCCCUCCACAACUGCACAGUGAGAAAGACUUCUCUGAGGAUGUGAUGGAUUCUGGGGUGUCCUCCCCUGAAAAGCAGGAUAAAGAGAAUUUGGUUGAUGCCCACAGUAGAGGUAUUGGGGCUUGUGGCUGGUUCCUGGUUUGCCUUUCUUUCCUGUUGAUGGUCAUCACCUUUCCUUUCUCUGUAUGGAUGUGCCUAAAGAUUGUUAAAGAGUAUGAACGGGCUGUUGUAUUCCGACUUGGACGAAUACAAGCAAAAAAAGCAAAAGGACCAGGUCUGAUCCUGGUGCUACCAUGUGUAGAUGUUUUUGUCAAAGUUGAUCUCCGAACCGUUACCUGCAACAUCCCCCCACAAGAGAUCCUUACCAGAGAUUCUGUGACUACCCAAGUGGAUGGAGUGGUCUACUACCGAAUCCACAGUGCCGUUUCUGCUGUGGCUAAUGUCACCGAUGUUCACCAAGCCACCUUCCUACUGGCCCAGACUACUCUGAGGAAUGUCUUAGGGACACAGACUUUGUCCCAAAUCUUAGCUGGCAGAGAAGUUAUUGCCCAUAGCAUCCAGACAAUACUUGAUGAUGCUACUGAGCUGUGGGGCAUCCAGGUGGCCCGAGUGGAAAUCAAAGAUGUUCGGAUUCCCUUGCAGUUGCAAAGGUCUAUGGCGGCAGAAGCUGAGGCUACCCGGGAGGCUAGAGCUAAGGUGCUGGCAGCAGAAGGAGAGAUGAAUGCUUCUAAAUCACUGAAGUCGGCCUCCAUGGUUCUGUCUGAAUCUCCUGUAGCUCUUCAGCUUCGAUAUCUGCAAACUUUAGCUACUGUGGCCACAGAGAAGAAUUCCACCAUUGUCUUCCCUCUGCCCAUGAAUAUUCUAGAGGGCAUAGGGAACAUCAGUUAUAAUGAUCAUAAGAAAAAAAUAGAGAGAUAGUGACAGUCUCUUAGACUAGCCUCAUUGCUCAGAGAGGUCCAAUUUAUUCUAGUGAAGAAACAGGCAAUUGAACAGUUAGGACUCAUUAAAACUCUACGGAUUAAGUAACUCCAUGGCUGGUAUAGAUAUAAUAAAGAAAUUUUACUUAGAUGGUAGAGUGCUUUUAAAGUGGUGGGGUGGGGGGUGGAUGGUGGGGAGUAGCAAAAAUGACAAGGAACAUGUAGUGUUUUCCUUCCAGUCUGGAAGCUAGGUUCUCCAUGAACAUCAACAGGAACCUUUUCAGAAUAGCUGAGGCUCACCUUUGUCAUUAAGAUCUUGGUUCCCUUCAAGUACAGUAGAUAGUCCAGGUGAUUUAUAAAAUGAUAUGAAUACUAUAUCGCUUCUUAAUAAUUUCAAAUUAGUUGUAUG
Molecule: messenger RNA, 1495 nt
Organism: Dromiciops gliroides (monito del monte)
Lineage: Eukaryota; Metazoa; Chordata; Mammalia; Microbiotheria; Microbiotheriidae
Gene: STOML3
Product: stomatin like 3
Exons: 7
Coding region: 215-1087 (290 amino acids)
Cellular component (GO): plasma membrane
Source: RefSeq, a predicted model, not a curated record